AUGCUGGAAGACGAGGAAACUGCUGAGUUAUUGAAACGACGUGCUGCUCAUGGUCUCGAUCGGCCACCAGGCUCCCGGUCCAUACUUACGCAAGCGACAACUUCUGAGAAGAUCCUGUGGUUCAUAAAAACACCGAUCAGAGCUGUUAUGUGCUUGUCAUUAGUGACGGUGUUCUUCCUUACGUAUUUUGGAUUCAUGAUUCCAGUAAUGGGGUUGCGAACUAUUUGGCCACGUCUAUACUGGUUUGUUGAAGGCAAGCUUUACCGGUGGUUGCAAGGAUUCAUUGGGACUUGGGGAUAUACUGCUGGAUACGACGGUAUGUUUUGGCAGCUAAUAUAUUCUUUGUAUUUCGCAUUAUCCUAUUUUUUUCUUUCAUUGUACCUUUGAAU
Molecule: messenger RNA, 389 nt
Organism: Cylicostephanus goldi
Lineage: Eukaryota; Metazoa; Nematoda; Chromadorea; Rhabditida; Strongylidae
Source: the annotation of a GenBank genome assembly